Messenger RNA from Puccinia graminis f. sp. tritici CRL 75-36-700-3, 699 nucleotides. RefSeq lists its product as uncharacterized. The record is from RefSeq and is a predicted model, not a curated record. The transcript is spliced from 4 exons. The coding region runs from base 1 to 699 and encodes 232 amino acids. NCBI's taxonomy places the organism in Eukaryota, Fungi, Basidiomycota, Pucciniomycetes, Pucciniales, Pucciniaceae.
AUGGCCGCCCACGUGGUAGUGGUAUGCACCGGUGUGACAACAGCCAACAGACUGUCUAUCAUCGAUCAUCAAACACCCUCAGGAGUCUCGACCGUCCUCGUGCGUUGCAGAUUCAAAUCCGUGCAGAUCCCCACUGGAUCGACUUCUAAGAACGUGUUCCAGCGUAUUCCCUGCUCCUCUAGGACCAAUUACCAGGAUUCCGCCAAACGACAGUGCGGGCUCUGCAAGCAGAAUAUCCCGAGUAUAAUGUCGGAUCGGCUCAUGGACAACUGUUACCCUCCACUGGACGCCGUGGAAUCCCCUCGGAUUAUUGACCUGAGAGGCGGCGGCUGCGAUUCGUCCAACGGCUUGACCGAGCCUUCUUUGCGCCAAGAAAUCAUCGAUGGUCUCACCAGACAGACGCUGGUGGUCCCCGGGAACGCGCCGGAAGAUCGCUCUUUCGCUUAUUCCAAACUCAUUCCUACCGCCAGUUCGAUGCCCCAUUCUUUCGGGCCAAUUAGCUUCCAUUGGUCGAAACCAUCCAAUUUUCCACAUUUAUGUAAAUUCCCGUGCGGGCCGUUGGAGCUAUUACAUAUCAGCCCGCCACCCCCAUGCAUGAUGGGUAAAUCUCACCGGCUUUCGGUCGCCCACACGUCGACGAGGGCUGAGACGCGGGAAAGCGGCCUAAAUGAACGCCAAGCCGUCCCGAGUCCCGGCUGA